CCUAAUUGGUUGCGCUGGAAUCGGGUUAUUUGACUCCGCCGGAUAUCGUAGUAUGCAUCCGACCUUUGAAUCAAUAACAGCCAUCUUGAAUAUGUUCAGGUGAGGACAUAACAUCAAGCAGUGAGCGUGCACAAAAAGAGAGCAGCUAUAUACAGACCGGCUGUCUAUCCGACCAUAUUCAGCCGAGCACCUACUAAGUCUCAGUGAAUGGAAACAAAAUAGACCGGGCGGAGACCCCGCGACAACUUUUCCGGAGCCCCGCCGCAUUGACCGGCCUCCUGGUUGGGCAGAUGACAUUGAAACCCUUUCUCGACUGAACAGUUUUCCUUUUUCUUUCUUCUCUUCUUUUCUUUUCUCAGGUCGCUUGGUCUGUUCGGUCUUUCGUUGAAAAUCCUCCUCAAUUAUCUACAAUGGUUGAAAGCGUUCUCGACGACAUCUCCCACCGGAGGUUCAACCCCCUCCGGGGAUCUUACAUCCUAGUUUCUCCUCACAGGACUAAGCGCCCGUGGCAAGGACAGCAGGAGAGCCCCUCCAAGACCACCUUGCCCGCUUAUGACCCUGCUUGCUAUCUGUGCCCAGGUAACAAGCGCGCGCAGGGAGACACCAAUCCCAAGUAUGAGAAGACGUUUGUCUUUGUCAACGAUUACAGUGCCGUCAAGGAGGAGCAGGCUCCUUAUAACCCUGAGGGCGGAGAUAGUGUCGAGUCAUUCUUUCUCAAGGCCGAACCUGUGACGGGCAAAUGCUAUGUGUUGACCUUUUCUGCGGCCCAUAACCUCACCCUGGCAGACUUAUCGCCAGCCGAGAUUGUCCCUGUCGUAGAUGCAUGGACCGAGAUCUACUCGGCCCAUUUGUCGCCCAAGUCUCCUCUGGCCGCCGUGGCUCCUGCGACCACACUGCCUCCCAACUCCCCCUUCGCCAACUUGUCCAAGCCCAAGGAGCAAUACCGGUACAUGCAGAUCUUCGAGAACAAGGGCGCUGCUAUGGGCUGCUCGAAUCCCCACCCCCACGGUCAGGUUUGGACCACCAGCUCGCUGCCUGAAGAGCCAGCGAUGGAACUGGAGCAGAUGAAGAAAUAUCGACGGGAGCACCAAGGCAAGCAUAUGCUGGAAGACUAUGCCGCCCUGGAAUGCCGGAAGCAGGAGCGCGUCGUAUUUGAGAACGAGGCUUUCCUGGUCGUCUGCCCGUGGUGGGCAACCUGGCCGUUCGAAACCAUGAUCGUCAGCAAGAAGCACAAGCGCGCGCUCGUUGACCUCAAUGAGAACGAGAAGGCCCAGCUGGCCGAGGCCAUCGCCGAGAUCACCAGACGGUACGACAACCUCUUCGAGACGCACUUCCCUUACAGUAUGGGCAUUCACCAGGCGCCGCUCGAGGGCACCAAUGAGGAGAUCGAGUCUUCGUACCUGCACCUGCAUUUCUAUCCUCCGCUGCUGCGCAGCGCAACCGUGCGGAAGUUCUUGGUCGGGUAUGAGAUGAUGGCCGAGCCCCAGCGUGAUAUUACCCCUGAACAAGCGGCUGCGAGAUUACGUGGUUGCGGAGGAGAGUUGUACAGGAAGAAGAUGGACGCAUGAGGCGAGUCAGAGGAACCAACUUUUGUAUAGAUAAUUAGGUUAGUGCUAGGAAUACCCAUAUCCUGUCUUG
Messenger RNA from Aspergillus novofumigatus IBT 16806, 1638 nucleotides. Its product is annotated as UDP-glucose:hexose-1-phosphate uridylyltransferase. Gene Ontology annotation, biological process: beta-D-galactose catabolic process via UDP-galactose, Leloir pathway. The coding region runs from base 411 to 1568 and encodes 385 amino acids. Gene Ontology annotation, cellular component: cytoplasm. The transcript has 4 exons. The record is from RefSeq and is a predicted model, not a curated record. Lineage: Eukaryota; Fungi; Ascomycota; Eurotiomycetes; Eurotiales; Aspergillaceae. Gene Ontology annotation, molecular function: UDP-glucose:hexose-1-phosphate uridylyltransferase activity; zinc ion binding.